This is a messenger RNA of Fopius arisanus, 771 nucleotides long. RefSeq lists its product as uncharacterized. The record is from RefSeq and is a predicted model, not a curated record. NCBI's taxonomy places the organism in Eukaryota, Metazoa, Arthropoda, Insecta, Hymenoptera, Braconidae. Gene Ontology annotation, molecular function: protein binding. The transcript is spliced from 3 exons. The coding region runs from base 116 to 604 and encodes 162 amino acids.
UGACAAGAACGGCGAACGUACUAGAACUGCCAGCAGAAAGGCAACACCAGUCCAACCUCCGGCAGUCCCGGCUGGAGGCUGAAACAUUCAAACUGCCACACCAAAAUUCGCCAUCAUGUUGGUGUGGCUAGUUGUGCUGGGAUUAAUAGCUUACCUGGGUGAAGCCGCCCAGCCAGAUCCACCAGCAUCUGGCAUUACAACCGUUGGUUCCCUCAGAAUCGCCACGGCUGAGGAUUGCGCUGGGGUGGUGGCAUUUUCCGCAACAUCGGGGACAAAUAAUGAUGCCCGACUGAUCUUCAGCGAGACGUUAGUGAACAAGGGCGUUGGUUAUGUCGCAGAAACUGGAAUAUUCACAACACAUUGUCCUGGACUCUAUCAAUUUAGUUUUGCUGGAUAUGGAAGCUCGGACUUAAAGUUAACAUUGAAGAGAAAAGCCAACAAAUCGGACAGCUGGAGGCCAAUUGUAUCAGCUGGCCCCGGUGGUGGAGCAAAUAUUGUAUUGUUUGAUGCCGAAAUUGGGGAUCAGUUUGCCGUAUUCGUUGAUGCUGGUAAAACCACUGAAGGUUUGACGUACACAGGUUUUCGUGUUGCUAAAAAAUUAUGAACAUUCAGACGGAGUUUAUUAGGCUGGGAUCUUCAUCGAAAAAUCAGAGCGGAAAUUUAAGAUUAAAACCGAAAUUAUUUGCCGCCUCGAACGCUACUCCCGACGUACCUUUGUACAUGUUAAGUUUUUUUUUUCUCUUUCAUCUGUCCAGUUUCACUAAUUGAUGA